UGGAGUAGACUAAGGCAGGCUCGAUCGGGCUCGAUAUUGGAAAGUUGUCAAUCAACUGGCAGGAUCGGCAGAUUGUGUCGGUGGUGAUUUGGAGUAUUAGGGUGUUGUAUUCAUGAUCAUUCAUGCUAUAAUACGAUACUUUUGACACGUUCCAAAAAUGCCACAUCAUGAAAAUGCAGCAUCAAAAACAAGAUUUGUACCAUGGUUUAAUAUGGCUGAAUGGGACCAAGCUUAUAAACAGAUUUAUUCAGAUGACACUGUGGCACAAGUGAAAGGUUUUGAACGUUUGCUUGUUUGGAAAGCAAGGUGUCCACAGGGGAUCCCAGCUGGGGCACAGUGCACAUUAGAUCUGAUCCAGAUAUGCCUGAAGGAUAGGGAGGUGUGGCCACAGAUUGCUGGCGGCUUACUGCCUCCCUACCAUGAACGUGAUCUGCGAUUUAUGUAUGCCAUGGCUGUUUUGCGGUUCCUAAACCAUCUAGCAACCCUGGCUAAAAAUAAACCUCACAGUUUGUACGAUAUGGCAGCCAAGUUACACAUUCCUGACUGGGUUGUCAAUAUACGCCAUGACACUUCACAUGGCCACAGUCUGCCAUCACUUUGCAUCCUGCGAGAAGCUGCUCAUUUCUGUCUGGAUUGGAUACAUGAACAUUAUUGGAAGAAUGAGGCAGAAAUGACAACAGACUGGAUUGCAGGUGAUGACACAGCUGACUACAAUGAAAUGGUUCAUCGUCUGAAAGAAAUUGUGGAAACAUGGCAGGCCAUCAUGCUGUAUUCCUCGGCAGGUCUUACAACGUUUGCUGAAAUUCCAGACUUAAAUUUACAGAAACAUCUCAUUGCUGAAAAAGAGAAAUACACCGCAAGAAGAAUGGAUGAAAUGCUGAAGAAACUGAGAUGUCGUGGAUAUACUUUACCAAAAACUGAGAUGGCUGAAGCACAGAUUCUCAUAAUCAAACAGCUGAAGGACUGCAUGGAAAUAAGUGGCAGGUUUGGGGACAGACAUGAGAUCCUGGUUAAUGUCUUGCUGGAAGGGGAUGGUUUCCUUGCUUCACCAGACUUCCUGUCCAUAUUCAGCAGUAAUCACAAUUCUUCAGGACUGACAUAUGAAAGCCUUCCAGCUACUUUCCGGAAUCUCUGGAAAACCAUGUUGAACUUUCUGUAUCAGAACAGAGUCAUUCCUUUACUGGUGGAAAAGCUCAUUCAUAAGUCAAGCUCUGAGAAUGAGAGCCAUCAUCGUUGCAAAAUGGCUGCUCUGUGGGUUAAAGAAUUGUUGCAGAGUCUCUAUAAAGUAAAGAAAACUGUAGAAAUGGUUCAGAACUGCAAAGAAGCAGAGAAAGUUAAAGUGUACAAAACCUUGAAACAAAAAUCAAAGAGAAAGCUGAAGAUAAAGCUUACUGUUUCACACAUACAUAAACAAAUGGUAAAGGAAGUUGAGAGACUAAACCCGAAUCUAAGGGAUGUGUUAUCAUUGAGAAUCCAGAAGCUGCCAAGAGGUCUGUCUGAACUGCAGUUCUUAGAAAAUGCCAUGCUGAAACCCAGCCCAUGCACAAGGAUGUUCCUUCCCUGUCUGAUGGAACUUGUGGAUCCUCCACUACCUGAAGAUACUAAAGAAAAGCUAACAACUUUGGUCAACAUUUAUACCCAAGAACUGCAUUUUUCAAAAGAAGAGAACACUGUAACAGACUCACAAGUCUACAUGCUUCAUAACUUGAAGGGGAAAUCUGCAAUGGUUCUGAAUGACUGUGUUGAAGAAAUGGACAUAGCAGAGGAUGUGAUUAGCAGCCAAGCAGGAGUUCUCUCUCCUGUGACACAGUCCCACUGGACUCGUUACAAAGGGCUUGAAGACUGGGGUAAAUGCCCACUUGGAAGACUGCCGUGGCAAAACGAAUGGUCUGCAUUGCAACUUGAACUUCCCUGUGACAGUGUGUGGCAACCAUGUAAACAACUAGACAACUACAGUACUGCAGAGAAGAAUCUACCUGGUUUCUUCCAUGAGAAGGUCAACUGGGAUGAAGUACUGUCAAAGCGACCAAUGCAGAACAAAUGGACGCACCAAGGACAUGAACAUACACAUGUAGUUGAAAGGGCUUUUGCUAUAAUAUCAAAUGUAGGGUAGCAUGAUUAUUGAGAUGCAGCACCUGAUAACCAACGUUUUGCAGGAACACACUGCCUCCAUCAUCUGGGUAGAGGAAGCAGACUGAUGCCUAUCUGUGAGACUGCAACACAUCAUGCCCCAGACAACCAUAAUCGUAUUAUUCACUGCCAUGACUUCUAACCUCAUAGAAGCUAGUGUGGUCAGUUCCUACAGCCACAAUGUGAAGAUUCUGAAAAUAAAGUUCAGGAUAACAAACUGG
Molecule: messenger RNA, 2351 nt
Organism: Cryptotermes secundus
Lineage: Eukaryota; Metazoa; Arthropoda; Insecta; Blattodea; Kalotermitidae
Product: ribosomal biogenesis protein LAS1L
Exons: 9
Coding region: 158-2113 (651 amino acids)
Biological process (GO): maturation of 5.8S rRNA; maturation of LSU-rRNA
Cellular component (GO): Las1 complex; preribosome, large subunit precursor
Molecular function (GO): endonuclease activity
Source: RefSeq, a predicted model, not a curated record